AUGAUUCGGAACAUGAAGGGCGAUGAUAUCGAUGGCGACAGCACACGGCAUUUAGCCGACCAUCACCCAGCAGGCUCAUGUGAAGCCAACACCGACCUCGCCUUGGGAGUGGUCGAGGCAGGUGUCUGCCUGAGGCGUCACCGGUCGCAUCCUCGGUCGCAUCCUUGGCACGGAACGGAGGCCUCGGCAGUCCAACCUGCUUGCUACACGGAGUACUGUCCUGAGACAUCAAAUGCUGGCUUUCAUUUCAAGAAUGAUGUAGGCGCUGUCCUCGCCUUAGAUAUGUUGAUAGCGGAUUGGAAACUGCGCCAUUUCCCCUCUCAAGGGCGUCCGGAGGAAAUGGUCAACAGUGCAGAUGACCGAUCCUCCAGGCAUCACGAAUCCGCCCCUAGCCUUGACAUCGACAACACAGCCGGAUAUCCCAGUGUCCAGGAGUUCCGGCACUCCGUGACGCUGUGGCUGGUUGACCGGGCGAUCGGAGUUAACGGUGGCAAGGAGAAGCGGCCACAUUGGCCGCGAAAAGUUUUCGGGUUCGGGUGCCGCUAG
Messenger RNA from Aspergillus heteromorphus CBS 117.55, 546 nucleotides. RefSeq lists its product as uncharacterized. The transcript has 2 exons. The record is from RefSeq and is a predicted model, not a curated record. The coding region runs from base 1 to 546 and encodes 181 amino acids. NCBI's taxonomy places the organism in Eukaryota, Fungi, Ascomycota, Eurotiomycetes, Eurotiales, Aspergillaceae.